AUGAGGGUGCUACUAUGGAUGGUGAUGCUAACAUGGACACUGGCAUUAUCAAACGCUAGAAAUGUCCGCCUUCUCGAUACUGAAGGGAGAGAAAUCGAACAAUUAGCGAAUAAUAAUGCUGCAGCUUUUGACCAGACGCCUGCGGGAACCGUGAAGAAAGAAGCUAAAAGCAGUCAUCACGAAUCAGGCGGCGGUCACGAGCACCAUGCACAUCAUCACAAAGAAAAUGACGAAAAGGGAGAUAAAGGUUAUAAGUCGCAUCAUCAUCAUGACAAAGGUGAACACGGUCACAAAGAGAAGCAUCACCAUGAGGGUCAUCACGAUGAACACGGAGGACAUAAGAAGAAACACCACGAUGAGCACGAUCACCAUGGUGAACAUCAUGAAGCCGCACACGGUCAUAAAGGUGGUAAAUUUGGCCAUAAGAAAGGGCACAAGAAAGGCUCCAAAACCACCGGCUACCAUCACAAAUCUCACAAAGACGAAUACCACAAGGAUCAUAAGUUCUAUGAUGACUUCCAUAAGGGUGGUCACCAUCACAAGCAUGGAGAUUUCCAUGGUCAUCAUGAUAAGAAGGACGGGCACCACAAGAAAGGUGGACAUCACGAAAAAGGCCAUCACGAGAAACAUCACGGUAAGAAAGGACAUCACGACAAAGGACAUUAUGACGAGGAUCACAAGGGUCACAAAGGGCAUCAUGGCCACGAAGAACAUCAUGCCCAUCAUCACGACUACGGUAAGAAGGGCGGUCACGCCGGCGGCAAAGAACAUGGCUAUAGUCACGGAAAGAAAGCAUAA
This is a messenger RNA of Parnassius mnemosyne (clouded apollo), 798 nucleotides long. The record is from the annotation of a GenBank genome assembly. Lineage: Eukaryota; Metazoa; Arthropoda; Insecta; Lepidoptera; Papilionidae.